Molecule: messenger RNA, 3113 nt
Organism: Solanum lycopersicum (tomato)
Lineage: Eukaryota; Viridiplantae; Streptophyta; Magnoliopsida; Solanales; Solanaceae
Product: expansin-A23-like
Biological process (GO): plant-type cell wall organization
Cellular component (GO): extracellular region
Source: RefSeq, a predicted model, not a curated record
UGGCAGCAAAAUCAGAACCAUGUGAAUUGACAAGUUUCCUAGUCAGUAACACAUCAAAGAUAAAAUGAACUACUUAUAUUAAUAGAAAGCAUUUAUGGAAGCAGAUAUAAGGACAACGGCAGAGUUACUGAUUAAAAAAAUAGCAGUGUUGAAUUUCUCAGAACAGACUAAAUAACUUCGUGCACAUGCUGUGAUUGAAGAAGUGCAGGGCAAGCAAAUAUGCACUACUCUCAGGAAGAUUUCAUUUAAAUUAGCACUAUUUCUUCAUUCAUGAAAUGGGAAAUAGCAGCAAUGAUGAUUAAAAGACCUGUUACAAAGAAAUUGGCAUAAUUUAACUACAGAUCUCUCAAUUGAAUUCAAGUAUUUGAGACUUUUUGCAUUGAAAUAAUAAUGACUUUAAAUAUUAAUACUUUGAUAUUUACCAAUAUCCACUAAUAUAUGUAUCGUUUUUUUUCAUAAUCAUUCGAUGAAAAAAGUGAUACUACCUCCAUUUCAAAAUAAGUGAAUUGUGAAGUCUUUUUUCUUAGUUCAAAAUAAGUGACUUGUUCAAAGUUCAAGAGACUUGUUUGAAAUUUUUUCCAUUUUUGCCACUGAGUUACAUCCUCUAGGUAAUGAUUACAAGAGAGUUAACUGCUCAUAUUUAUGAUUUACUUUGAAUUAUUUCAAGAAUAGUUUGAAAAUAACCAAAAGAGCAAAAGUGGAAAGUGAUAUUUAUUUAUGUCCUAAACUUUUUUUCUUAAUGGGUAUACCAUUCAAAAAUUCACUUAUUCUGCAUUGGAAGGAGUAAUAUUAAGACAAGCCUACUUCCUCACUCUCUUUUUUAUUUUACUCUAUUGAUUACAUUAAAGACUCAAACUACAUGGUAACAAAUCACUAAAUUUCGACUAAUCCUACUUAUCUCAUUUAACUACAAGACAAAUGGAAGUAAUUAACUCUCAAAUUCUUUUGGCAAAAUAAAAUUGAUGCAGAUUUGCUUACUUACAACUUAUAUAAGCACUUAAAUGCAAAUACUAAUUAAUUGGGAAGAAUGGCAUGUAAUUUAAUUAACUUUCCAAAAAUAAACUCCAUGAUAUCCAAUUACAAUAUUUAUUUUCAUUAAUGUAAUUUCCCUUUUUUCUAAGGGACUUAAUUUUGAGUUCCAUCUUAAGAGAAUAUUAUGGCUAUAAAUUGUAUGUCCAAAGCAAAUCAACCAGCGAGUUGAAACUAGUUUAGAGAGAAAAAAAAGUUAUAGCUAAAAUGGCCAAACACCAAAUUUUCUUCAUUUUAUUUAUCACGUUUGUUGCUAUUUUUUUAGCAGAAACAUAUGAAAGUAAAGAGGUUGAAGGAAAUUUGGAUGCCCAGGGAUGGAAAAAUGCACGUGCUACAUUUUAUGGUGACAUGGGGGGUAAUGAAACCAUGCGUAAGUUUUCAUUGUACCUUAGUUCCUUAUGUAUGUUGUUGAGAUAGUUAUCAUAGUGUCGAGACUCCAGACAGAGAAGCUAGAAAUUAUAUUUUUUGAGAAAAUAUUUGAGAUUGAAUAUUUAUAUAUGCAUAUAUACAGAUUUUCUAUUAAAGUUGUUCAAUUGACUACCUUUCCUUCUAUGUGGCGACAACAUGAUGUUAAGAUAUGUUACAACGCGAUGUUGAGAUAUGUUGCAACAUAUAAGACAAAAAAUGAAUUUUCCAUCACAUUUCGCCUACUGUAGGCUUCCUCUAUCCAGAUUUAGGAUUGACAAUCUAAUUAAACUCACUAACUAAGUAAAUUAUUUUAUUUUCAUUUACGUUUUCUUUUAUACACCCUUCAUUUUAAUAUAAAUAAAUUUCUAGCACUUUUUUUAUGGUCCAAAAUGAAAAAAAUUUCAAAGGCCAAAGAUGUAUUUUUUCCAUAAUGUGUGAGUCAAGGGUACUUUGGAAAUAAUCUCUCUACCUUCACAAGAUAAGGUAAGAUCUACGUGCAUUCUACCCUCCCAGAAACCCGCUUGUGGGAUUCCACCGGGUAUGUUGUUGUUGAUGAUGCUUUUUCAUAACAUAGAUAUUAACGUUAUAACAAAUUUAUUUGAAUACUAUAUUGCAGAAGGAGCUUGUGGUUAUGGAAACUUAUUCAAGCAAGGGUAUGGCCUGGAAACAGCGGCACUAAGCACAGCACUCUUUAACAAUGGAUCUACCUGUGGAGCUUGCUUUCAAAUAAAGUGUGUCAAUGCUCCUAAAGCAUGCCAUCCAGACCAAGUCAUAACUAUAACUGCCACCAAUUUCUGCCCUCCAAAUUACACAAAAACUCAUGACGUUUGGUGCAAUCCUCCACAACAACACUUUGAUCUGUCAUUGCCUAUGUUCUUAAAGAUUGCCGAGUACAAAGCAGGGGUUGUCCCUGUUGUUUACAGAAGAGUCACUUGCCAGAAAAAAGGAGGUCUCAAGUUUGAAAUCAAAGGGAAUUCUAAUUGGAUUCUUGUUCUUGUUUUCAAUGUGGGAGGUGUUGGAGAUGUUGUCAGUGUCAAAAUCAAAGGAUCUAAGACUGGAUGGGCACAGAUGUCACGGAAUUGGGGACAAAAUUGGCAGAUUUCUCAGCAGUUAGCAGGACAAAGCUUGUCUUUCCAAGUACAAACUAGCGAUGGCAAAUGGGUUCAAUCUGAUAAUGUUGCUCCUGCUAACUGGCGAUUUGGUCAGACAUUUGAAGCGAAGAAUAAUUUUUAGCAAUUGUAUUUUGGAAAAUGAGUAGUUUUCAAUAAAUAUAAUUUAUGAUCUUUUCUAGAAGAUUUUUUGUUUUCGAAUAAGUUCUCUAUUUUUGAGUGGCCAUUGAACAAGGAAGGAACAUAAGAAGAAGCUAAAGGUGUGGUCUAGCGGUAAAUGAAGCACGAGAACAAAAUUCACAUCAUCUUGGUAUGACAGAGAAAUAGGAAAACUACUUUUCUGACUCUAACUACUAUAUCAUCUAUGGAUCUUCAUACAACCCUAGUCGUUCAGUAAAUACGAACUCAUAAUAUUCAGCCACUUGAAAUUUCUACCGAUUUGAGCUUUCCUAAUACUUUGAAAUAACAGCUUUAGACUAGGCUAAUUGAUCAGAGCCGAGGUAAAAACUAGCAGCAUAACACAAAAAGAAACAUCACAGACCGUUUUUAAGUCAGAAUUAGAGAUAA